Messenger RNA from Papaver somniferum (opium poppy), 1357 nucleotides. Its product is annotated as probable xyloglucan endotransglucosylase/hydrolase protein 23. The record is from RefSeq and is a predicted model, not a curated record. NCBI's taxonomy places the organism in Eukaryota, Viridiplantae, Streptophyta, Magnoliopsida, Ranunculales, Papaveraceae. The coding region runs from base 388 to 1278 and encodes 296 amino acids. The transcript is spliced from 3 exons. Gene Ontology annotation, biological process: cell wall biogenesis; xyloglucan metabolic process. Gene Ontology annotation, molecular function: xyloglucan:xyloglucosyl transferase activity; hydrolase activity, hydrolyzing O-glycosyl compounds. Gene Ontology annotation, cellular component: apoplast; cell wall.
AAUUAGCAUACAAUUUAUCACUCCUUAUGUAACUCUCACUUUUUUUUUUAUUUCUGAUUCUUUAAUUGUAAUUUCGGUUUACUUUUGAAAUUUAGUGGUAAACAUCCCAACUAAAGACACAUUUUCAUGGGAAACUACUCAUACUAGAAUCUCUGAACUCCAGCGAGAAAACGAACAUUAUUUGGACCGUCAGUCAUAGAUCUAAGGAAAGAGAUCCUAAAAACAAUGGUUGUUAAUUCUACUAGACUGUAGACUCUACGAGUAAGCAACAAUAUUUCUGUUAGUCCCAAACCAGUUUUCCAUCUUUAUAUAGUACUAUACUGCUAUAAAACUGCAGUUCUAGCUAUCAGUCAGAAACAUCUAUAUCUCCCCAAACUCCACGAAAUCAUGGUUUGUUUUUCUUCCUUGAUGUUGUUAGUGGUGGCUAUACUAGCUACUAGUCUUGUAGCAGUAAUCUCUGCUGCUGGAAAUUUCUACCAAGAUGCCGAGGUGACUUGGGGAGAUGGUCGGGGUAAGAUACUCAACAACGGACAGCUUCUCACGCUUUCCUUGGACAAAACCUCUGGCUCCGGUUUUCAGUCGAGGAAUGAAUAUCUUUUUGGAAAAAUUGAUAUGCAGCUUAAACUUGUCCCUGGGAAUUCAGCUGGCACGGUCACGGCCUAUUAUUUAUCGUCGCAAAGACCAAUGCACGAUGAAAUUGAUUUUGAGUUCUUGGGGAAUUUGAGUGGAGAUCCUUACAUUCUACAUACAAAUGUUUUCACCCAAGGCAAAGGUAACAGAGAGCAACAAUUCUAUCUAUGGUUCGACCCUACAGCCGAUUUCCACACUUACUCUAUCCUAUGGAAUCCUCAAUGCAUCAUCUUCUCUGUGGAUGGAAUGCCAAUUAGAGAAUUUAAGAACUUAGAAUUCAUUGGUGUCCCGUUUCCUAAAAAUCAACCCACGAGGAUAUACUCAAGUCUCUGGGACGCUGAAAACUGGGCAACAAGAGGUGGAUUCAUAAAGACGGACUGGUCGAGCGCACCCUUCACAGCCUCAUACCAGAAUUUCAAUGCCAACAAUGCCUGUGUUUCAUACUCUCCAGGUUUUACUUCCUGUAGUUCAUCAGGGUCUACUUCUUCCUUCAAUAGAGCGUUGCUUUUGCAAGAGUUGGAUUCAACAAGUCUAGGGAGAAUGAAGUGGGUGCAGGAAAAUUACAUGAUCUACAGUUACUGCACUGACACGAAUAGAUACUCUCAAGGGAUCCCUCCUGAAUGUGCUUACUCCAACCUCAACUUCUAGACAGAUUGAUUUUUAGUUCUUUGUUGGUUUAAAACAUCUGAAAAUUUGAUCGCUUUUAUACUUCUUUAGCUUCAGAGAA